This is a messenger RNA of Scophthalmus maximus (turbot), 2203 nucleotides long. RefSeq names its product phosphatidylinositol glycan anchor biosynthesis, class A (gene piga). NCBI's taxonomy places the organism in Eukaryota, Metazoa, Chordata, Actinopteri, Pleuronectiformes, Scophthalmidae. Gene Ontology annotation, molecular function: phosphatidylinositol N-acetylglucosaminyltransferase activity. Bases 232 to 1725 code for a protein of 497 amino acids. The record is from RefSeq and is a predicted model, not a curated record. Gene Ontology annotation, biological process: GPI anchor biosynthetic process. The transcript has 7 exons. Gene Ontology annotation, cellular component: glycosylphosphatidylinositol-N-acetylglucosaminyltransferase (GPI-GnT) complex.
CCAUAGUAAAGGGCUCCGCCGCUCGUCGACGUCACAGCGUCUGACGCAUCGAAUGACGUGGGGACAUAACAGGAAGUGAUACGGGUGGCUAACUGGCUAGCUCUAGGCCAUUGAGCCGAAAUGAAUCCGCACGUAAAUGACACUGUUGUGUAUUUUCGCAGGUCGCAACAAGAUUGACGUUUUGUCCAGGCUAAGCACUGGCGAGGUGCACAUCCACACAAGGGAUUUGCAAUGGGCCAACGAAGGAGAGUGGCGGCUGUGAAUAAUCCUUCGUAUCAGGGAGUCUCUGGAUUUCCAGCAGAGCCUGUCAGAAGGAAGCACAGCAUCUGCAUGGUGUCCGACUUCUUCUAUCCAAAUAUGGGAGGAGUGGAAAGUCACAUUUACCAGCUUUCCCAGUGUCUGAUUGAAAAGGGACACAAGGUGGUAAUCGUCACCCAUGCCUAUGGCCGGAGGAAGGGUGUCAGGUACCUGACCAAUGGACUCAAAGUCUACUACCUCCCCCUGCAGGUGAUGUACAACCAGUCCACAGCCACCACCUGCUUCCACAGUCUCCCACUGCUGCGCUGUGUGUUUGUCAGAGAACGCAUCACUAUGGUGCAUGCACACAGUUCGUUCUCCGCUCUGGGCCAUGAUGCACUGUUCCACGCCAAGACCAUGGGCCUUAACACGGUGUUCACUGACCACUCGCUCUUCGGCUUUGCUGACAUCAGCUCUGUGCUGACCAACAAGCUUCUAACGGUGACGCUGUGUGAUACCAACCACAUUGUGUGUGUUUCGUACACCAGCAAGGAGAACACUGUGCUCCGAGCAGCACUCAACCCAGAGAUAGUGUCUGUUAUUCCCAAUGCUGUUGACCCGACAGAUUUCACCCCUGACCCCUCCCAGCGCCAAGACGACAGGAUCACCAUUGUAGUCGUCAGCCGUCUAGUCUACCGCAAAGGAAUUGAUCUUCUUGGUGGAAUAAUCCCAGAGCUCUGCUUCAAACAUCCAGAUCUGCACUUCCUUAUUGGUGGAGAGGGACCGAAGAGAAUUGUGUUGGAGGAAGUGAGAGAGAAAUACCAACUACAUGACAGGGUGCGUCUGCUGGGGGCUUUGGAGCAUAAAGAUGUUUGUGGCGUUCUGGUGCAGGGUCACAUCUUCCUCAACACAUCACUGACCGAAGCGUUCUGCAUGGCCAUUGUAGAGGGAGCCAGCUGUGGACUUCAGGUGGUAAGCACACGUGUCGGGGGCAUUCCCGAGGUGUUACCUGAGGAUAUGAUAACCCUGUGUGAGCCCACCGUUCGGUCGUUGUGUGCUGGUCUAGAAACGGUCAUCGCCCGUCAGCGAUCGGGCUCUGUCCCCUCCCCCGCCUCCAUCCAUGCACGUGUGCAAAACCUCUACACUUGGAGGAAUGUUGCCGAGAGGACUGAGAACGUGUACGAGAGAGUGGCCGGAGAGGAGGUGCUUCCUUUGGACAGACGGUUACGGAGGCUGAGGGCUCACUGCGGCCCCGUCGCCGGCUCCAUCUUUGCAUUCGUCGCCGUGUUAGACUUCCUCUUCCUGCUGCUCCUGCAGUGGUUGGUGCCGGAUCGGGUCAUGGACGUCGCCGUGGACGCCACCGGCCCUCGCGGACUGUGGAGGCAGGAAACGAGCAGUAAAAACAAAGCUCAUUCUAAAAAAGCCAUGAAGUUUGAAGCAGAACUUGACCACUCUAUACCUCUGCCUCAAUCCCAGCUGCUCAAAUGAUGUUAUAAGUCGGCUUUGUGUUGCAGACUGACAUUUUAAACUUGGCCACUAAAUGCUGAAUGUCCUCAUGAUAAACCCAAACGUUGUUUACAUUUACCUAUCAAAGGGACCUUGUGUGAAAGCAUUGUGUCUGAGACUUUAUUUUUGUAUUUAAUAAUUCAAAUGGAAAUCUGUGGGCGUCCUUGAGACUUAAAUAAGCACUGAUUUUCACAUUAUAAAUAGCACUGACCAGAGUGAGUAAAAGGGCUGAUUCAUUGUAUCAGUUGCAUCGCACAAAACUGCAGUAAUCUAUUUCCGGUUUUGUUAUUGUGUUUAGUGCAACAUUUUUUUGUCUUUUUUUGAUACCACAAAUUCCACUCUUUCGUUUAAGUAACCGCUAAUUAAAAAUUCACUGGGUAUGAAACCUGGGAGUUUUUAAGAUUAUCAUCUAAAUCCCACAAUGUCCACUCCAAAAGAAUAAAGUGUUCUUUAACAUGUU